AUGGCUGAGCUCGAAUAUGUCCCUCCCGCGGCUUCGGCGGAGGCUUCCCUCAAAGGCAGCGGCCUACGCGACGAACAUGAGCUCCCCCAAAAAACUGGCUCCCAGCCAUUGCCACCUGAUAGCAGUGGAGAGAACGAUUCCUCUAUUGACGGGGAAAACAAAGUAUAUAUGGAUGUCUCCCCGACCGCUACCACUCCCAAUCCAGGACCCCUUCGGCAAGAGGCCAAGGAUUUCUCCUCACGGACAGCAGACAAUCUUGAGCAGACAGAAACAGCUGUUGCCAUUGAGAAUACAGAUGCAGAAGAACCUAAUCCAGGCAGUGGGGUAACAGCUCUUGAACCCCAUGAAGGCGCUGAGGGUUCUGCACAUAACGAAUCGGAGAUGGCAAAAUCUCCGUCGCCAGAGGAUGAUACAGCAACAGAUCUAUUCCAAGCGCGAGCGAGCACAUUUGAUGUCAGAACGCGCUCAGACUCAAGGUCUACCGUCGCAACUCAGAACGCCCAACGAUCUACGCCAAUUAGCUCCGCUGUGUUCAUUUUAACUGCACUCGAUACAAUCGGGUCUUCAAAGGAUGCACGGCGGAGCAAGGAGUUGGAAGAAGCUGUGGCCAAAGCUCGUGCGAAUAUUAAACAAUCCGAUGAACAACCUAUUGAUCCAGAAGCCAUAUUUGCACCGUUACAGCUGGCUACGAAGACGCUUAGCAUACCCUUACAGGUGACAGCUCUAGACUGUAUCGGCAAGCUGAUCACCUAUUCUUAUUUCGCCUUCCCGUCCAUCCCUUCUGCUGGUGAAGAUCCACAGGCAACCCCCGAUCAACUUCCACUUAUAGAGCGUGCUAUUGAGACAAUUUGUUCUUGUUUUGAGAAUGAAUCAACCCCACCUGAAAUUCAACAACAGAUCAUUAAGUCCCUCCUCGCCGCCGUACUGAAUGACAAAAUUGUCGUCCACGGAGCUGGUCUUCUAAAGGCUGUUAGACAAAUAUAUAAUAUCUUUAUAUAUUCCAAAUCUAGUCAAAACCAACAAAUUGCCCAAGGGUCACUCACCCAGAUGGUAGGCACUGUGUACGACAGGGUCCGCGUUCGUUUGGAUCUUAAGGAGACUCAGAUUCGCGACAGGGAAGACCAUGAUGGUUCCUCACCAGCUCCUGACUCAAUCAGCCAGGCCAAUGGUGACUUGCGAAGCGAGCAAGAUUCGUCAUCUGAAGCUUCCCAACCUGUUCCUGACCAACCCGUCGCCAAGGAUUUGACGGAGAAGCUCACCCUGCAGAGUUUUGAAACAAAUAAGGACACUCUUCUAGUCAACGAUAAUGCUCCAACAAUGGUUACGCGAGCGAAAGUUAGCAGGAAGCUUGAAAAGUCUGUAUCUGGCGACGAAGGUGAUUCCUUCGCCGACGACGACGUGGAUGAAAUAUAUGUGAAAGAUGCCUUCCUCGUUUUCCGCGCAUUGUGCAAACUCAGUCAUAAAGCUCUUUCUCACGAACAGCAACUGGAUAUCAAAUCUCAGAAUAUGAGAUCCAAGUUGCUCUCCUUGCACUUAAUCCAACAUCUCCUCAGCAAUCAUAUCGCGGUUUUUACUUCUCCUCUCUCAACCUUAAAACAUAGCAGCAAUUCCUCCGACUCCAUGACUCUUUUAGAAGCUGUCAAACCGCACCUUUGUCUAAGUCUGAGUAGAAAUGGUGCCAGCUCUGUUCCGCGCGUUUUUGAAGUUGGUUGCGAGAUAUUUUGGCUCAUGCUCAAACAUAUGAGGGUUAUGCUAAAGAAGGAAAUUGAAGUAUUUCUCAAAGAAAUCUACCUCGCCAUUUUGGAAAAGCGGAACUCUCCAAUGUUUCAAAAACUAUAUUUUAUGGACAUUCUAGAGAGGCUGUCCGCUGACCCAAGGGCACUUGUGGAAAUUUAUUUGAAUUAUGACUGUGAUCGGACUGCUUUAGAAAAUAUAUUUCAAGGCAUUAUCGAACAUUUAUCGAGGCAGUCGAGCACUCCUAUAACAGUGACAGCGAUGCAGGAGCAACAAUAUCAGGAACACAGCAAAUCCCAAUCUCCUAAUAAUGAUUGGCACCAGAAAGGAACGCUUCCACCCUCGCUUUCCACAGCGAAAAUGGGCUCUGGAACACCCACAGGCACCCAAAGUAUUCCCCAAGAAUACGUUUUGAAACAACGGGCGUUAGAGUGUCUAGUACAAAUUUUAAGGUCGUUGGAUGUUUGGUCAUCUCGGAAACUCGAAGAACAAAACCCUACACGCCGCGAACUCCAAUCUAGAUCGUCCAUAGGAGGUUCCAGAGAAUCUCUAGAUACGAGCUCUAUUUUCCUAGCGCCAUCACCUAAUACUGAGAGUGGAGACCUUACACCCGGUCAAUCUGCGCCUAUAUUAGAUGAUGAUCCCAAUCAAAUAGAAAAAGUAAAGCAGCGAAAAAUUGCCCUCACGAAUGCUAUCAAGCAAUUUAAUUUCAAACCAAAAAGAGGAAUCAAGGCGCUGCUCUCGGAAGGAUUCAUCCGGUCCAACUCCCCUGUGGAUAUCGCGAACUUCCUAAUUCGAAAUGACCGACUGGAUAAAGCAACUCUUGGAGAGUAUCUCGGGGAGGGCGAUGCAGAAAAUAUUGCCAUUAUGCACGCGUUUGUUGAUUGUAUGGAUUUCAAGAAGCGUCGGUUCGUGGAUGCUCUCCGGCAAUUCUUGCAGAGUUUUCGAUUACCUGGCGAGUCCCAGAAAAUUGACCGGUUCAUGCUUAAAUUUGCUGAGCGAUAUUUAACUGGCAACCCGAAUGCUUUCGCUACUGCUGAUGCCGCCUACGUUCUUGCAUAUUCGGUCAUCUUGUUAAAUACCGAUCUUCACAGCACCAAAAUGAAGGGAAGGCGAAUGACGAAGCAGGAUUUUAUCAACAACAAUCGCGGGAUCAAUGAUAAUAGCGACCUUCCCGAAGAGUACCUCUCCGGUAUUUAUGACGAGAUCGCCAAUAAUGAGAUCGUUCUUAAUACCGAGAGGGAGAAUGCUGCUAAUUUGGGCAUUCCAACACAACCACAACCAGGGUUAGCCACCAGGGCAGGGCAAGUUUUGGCAACGGUUGGCCGAGAUGUACAGGGUGAACGGUAUGCGCAAGCAUCGGAGGAGAUUGCCAACAAAACUGAACAGCUUUAUCGAAGUUUGAUCCGAGCGCAGCGCAAGUCUGCAAUCAAAGAAGCUCUCUCGCGCUUUAUCCCCGCGACCUCGGCGCGGCAUGUUGGGUCCAUGUUCAAUGUUACUUGGAUGUCCUUUCUUUCUGGUCUCUCGGCGCAUGUCCAGGAUACUCAACAAUUAGACACGAUACGUCUUUGUAUGGAGGGAAUUCGUCUGUCAAUCCGCAUCGCUUGCCGAUUCGACCUAGAAACCCCUCGCGUUGCCUUCGUUACCGUGUUGGCGAAGUUUACAAAUCUAGGCAAUCUCAGAGAAAUGAUGGCUAAAAAUAUGGAAGCGUUGAAGGUGCUGCUUGAUGUCGCUAUUACUGAGGGUAACCACUUGAAGGAAUCUUGGCGAGAAAUCUUGACUUGUAUAAGUCAACUUGACAGAUUCCAGCUCCUUACCGAUGGCGUGGAUGAAGGGGCGCUGCCGGAUGUGUCGAUGGCUAGGCUUACUCCACCGUCAACUGCAGAUGCCUCUCGCGCCAGAAAAUCUUCUCAAGCAUACCGACGACCUCGACCUCGCUCCAUGCAAAAUGCAAAUGCGCACUACCGUGUCGAGGUGGCUAUGGAAAGUCGCUCUACAGAAAUGAUUCGUGGCGUUGACCGCAUAUUCACGAACACUGCCAACCUCUCCAACGACGCCAUUGUAGACUUUGUUCGGGCGCUUAGCCACGUGAGCUGGCAAGAAAUCCAAUCUUCUGGCCAAAGUGACUCGCCUCGUACUUACAGCCUCCAGAAAGUUGUUGAGAUCAGUUACUAUAAUAUGACCAGAGUGAGGAUCGAAUGGAGCAGGAUCUGGGAGAUUUUGGGCGAACAUUUCAACCAGGUUGGCUGCCAUACCAAUACGGCCGUUGUAUUUUUUGCUCUCGAUUCUCUCCGCCAGCUUUCCAUGCAGUUUAUGGAAUUGGGAGAACUGCCCGGGUUCAAAUUCCAGAAAGAUUUCCUGAAACCAUUUGAGCACGUCAUGGCCCACAGCACUACGGUUACCGUCAAGGAUAUGGUACUUCGCUGUCUCAUCCAGAUGAUUCAGGCUCGUGGUGAUAAUAUUCGGUCUGGAUGGAGAACUAUGUUUGGUGUUUUCAGUGUUGCUGCGCGAGAGCCCUAUGAGGGAAUCGUUAGCAUGGCAUUUGAGCACGUCCUGCAAGUCUACACAACUCGUUUUGGUGUUAUCAUUACCCAAGGCGCUUUCGCAGACCUCAUUGUGUGCCUCACAGAUUUCUCGAAAAACCUCAAGUUCCAGAAAAAGUCGCUGCAGGCAAUUGAAAUAUUGAAAUCCACCAUUCCUAAAAUGCUUAAGACUCCUGAAUGCCCGCUGUAUCAACGCCGCCCUGGAGAAGAAGGAGCUGAUGUACCGACUCAACCCCUGCAGCCAAGUCGACAAUCGGCGGAAGAGCAAUUCUGGUAUCCUGUCUUGAUUGCCUUCCAGGACGUACUGAUGACUGGUGAUGAUCUUGAAGUUCGAUCAAGGGCGUUGAACUAUCUUUUCGAGACUUUAAUCCGAUUUGGAGGAGACUUCCCUCCAGAAUUUUGGGAUAUCCUUUGGAGACAACUGCUUUAUCCUAUCUUCAUCGUCCUCCAGUCGAAAUCAGAGAUGUCGAAGGUGCCAAAUCAUGAAGAAUUGUCUGUUUGGCUUUCAACCACAAUGAUCCAAGCUCUACGUAAUAUGAUUACUCUGUUCACACAUUACUUUGACUCCCUCGAGUAUAUGUUGGAUCGGUUUUUGGAGCUACUCACUUUAUGUAUAUGCCAAGAGAACGACACGAUUGCACGAAUUGGCAGCAACUGUUUGCAACAACUUAUCCUACAAAACGUCUCCAAAUUCCAGGAGAAGCAUUGGACGAAAAUCGUAGGGGCUUUCGUGGAAUUGUUCGAGAAGACCACUGCCCAUGAACUAUUUACUGCAACUACCACAACACCUUUCAAGGAAUCAGAGGCUCAAAAACGCAAUGCCGAAAAUGCGGCAAGUGAAGAGUCUUCUGACAAAGCUAUGAAUGAAGAGCUUUCGUCGACUUCUAUGCCUACGAAGGUUAAUGGAAAUACUCAUUUUGAUGGGGAAAGUCAUGAUGCGGAGGAUAGCCAAUUGAAUCCUGGCCAACUUCCCCCAGCCGCAUCUUCGGAGCUUGAAGAUUACCGUCCCCAAUCCCAAAUGGGCCAACCUCCUGCAAUAGUGACAGUUGCACGAAGACGCUUCUUCAACGGAAUCAUCACCAACUGCGUUCUACAGUUACUAAUGAUUGAGACCGUCCACGAGCUCUUCUCGAAUGAUGCCGUCUACGCACAGAUACCCAGCCAGGAACUUCUCCGCCUCAUGGCACUCCUUAAGAAGAGUUACCAGUUCGCAAAAAAAUUCAACGAAGCCAAGGAUCUCAGGGUCCAACUGUGGCGGCAGGGUUUCAUGAAGCAGCCGCCGAAUCUUCUCAAACAAGAAAGCGGAAGUGCUGCUACAUAUGUCAAUAUUCUGUUCCGCAUGUACCAUGAUGAAGGUGACGAACGGAGGAACAGCAGAGCCGAGACAGAAGCUGCACUUAUCCCCCUAUGCGCGGAUAUCAUUCGUGGUUAUGCCCAUCUGGAUGAAGAAACCCAGCAACGCAAUAUCGUGGCGUGGCGACCAGUAGUCGUGGACGUUAUGGAAGGAUACACCGGCAUGCCCCGUGAGACUUUCGAAAAGCACAUUGAAACCUUCUAUCCAAUCUGCAUUGAUCUUCUUGGCCGCGAUCUCAACAAUGACGUUCGGCUUGCCUUGUACUCCUUUCUCCGUCGUGUAGGAGAGUGCCGUCUCGGAAUGCCUCCGUACAUCCCACCAGAAACACCCUCCAGCCCACGGAGUUUUACUUCUCAACACUAUUUUAAUGGCAGCAGGCGGCGUAGUAAAGGAAGGUGA
Histoplasma capsulatum G186AR is the source of this 6030-nucleotide messenger RNA. Its product is annotated as protein transporter SEC7. The transcript has 6 exons. The coding region runs from base 1 to 6030 and encodes 2009 amino acids. Gene Ontology annotation, biological process: regulation of ARF protein signal transduction. Gene Ontology annotation, molecular function: guanyl-nucleotide exchange factor activity. The record is from RefSeq and is a predicted model, not a curated record. NCBI's taxonomy places the organism in Eukaryota, Fungi, Ascomycota, Eurotiomycetes, Onygenales, Ajellomycetaceae.